This is a messenger RNA of Penicillium waksmanii, 891 nucleotides long. RefSeq lists its product as uncharacterized. Lineage: Eukaryota; Fungi; Ascomycota; Eurotiomycetes; Eurotiales; Aspergillaceae. The record is from RefSeq and is a predicted model, not a curated record. The transcript has a single exon. Bases 1 to 891 code for a protein of 296 amino acids.
AUGUCUGUACCCGCCGCACCACCAACCAUGGAGAUACGACAGCAACUUCAAGAUUUGAUUGAUGCUGUCCCCCACAAUGACAGUGUUAUUCGUGAGGGACAAUACUGCCGCAGCCCUGGCUUCUUGACACAACUCAGAGACGAGGAAGUACAAAGGCUUCUGCAAAUAUAUUUCGAGAACGAACAUACCGUGAUCCCGAUGUUGCUCGCCCAGGAAUCUGAAGCGCACCGUCUAUCAUAUUUCAAAACCAAAGCAGCUUCAGACCUGAAAACCGGUAUCGCUAUCGGCUCCCUGGUCGCAUAUCAUACCUUGCUCGACCCCGAGAACUCCGUUCGCGGAGCACUUCUUAGCGUUUUCGGCCGAUCGCUGCUCGUUCAAUCCCAGGCUGACGAAACGGACGAUCGGGUCCUCGACGAGUCCAUAGAAUACUGUCGCAAAGCUGUCACUUUGGGUGAUCCCCAGGGAUGGAACCGAUCGCUGCAUCUCAACGACUUGGGUCAACAACUAACGACCAGAUAUGCCCGGCAGCAUACUGAUGCCGACUACGCGGAGGCAGAAGCAAGCUUCCAACAAGCUUCUGAAUUGAGACCUGCUGGGAAGCCAGUCUUUCUAUUUCGUUGGGCGAAAUUGAUCCGUGAGCGGGACGAGUUGGAAGGUUGCGAAAAAGCGGAAAUGCUACGCAAGUACAUUACCAAGCUGGGAGAAGCCGUUCGCAGCGAAAGCAAUGCAUUUAAGAACGCCGAGUAUCGUGUCUCCAUCAGCUGUAUCUGGUGGAAUCUGGGAUCUGCCAUGUGUGAACGCCACCAACUCACAAAAUUGCCCGAGGAUUUGGAAAAAGCGAGCAAGAUAUUCGGUCUCGCAAGGGGGGGCCCCUCAGCACGAUGCAAAUGA